AUGCCCUGGGAAAUUAGAUUUGAUACGAGACUCGGGUACGGAUUCAGGUUGGGUCCGCAUGCGGAUUUUCAAACUCUCGUCGAAAUAGGACCGCAAUUAAACACGAAUCCAAUUUCCACAAAUGGAACCGUUGCAAAAAGGCAAUCGUUGGGAAUGAAUCGUCUUCAACGUUUGUACCUCGAAGCACAAAAAAAAGCAGGGAGAAAAGUUAAGAGCAACGUUGAAAAAAAAGAUGCGGGAAAAAUGAAAAAACCGUCGAAACCAACAGAAAGCGAACGAAUUGAAUUUCCCAACAAAGUCCUUCAAACGGACGGGAUCGGGGAUAAAAAAUCCACGGAAAUUCCCACGAAACAAGUUAAAAGCACAACCGAAUCCACACCGACGAGAUUUUCUUUACUCCAACUUAAAUAA
This is a messenger RNA of Pediculus humanus corporis (human body louse), 411 nucleotides long. RefSeq lists its product as uncharacterized. The transcript is spliced from 2 exons. Lineage: Eukaryota; Metazoa; Arthropoda; Insecta; Psocodea; Pediculidae. The record is from RefSeq and is a predicted model, not a curated record. The coding region runs from base 1 to 411 and encodes 136 amino acids.